AUGUUUGACUUAAAAUUUAUAGCAAAUAUAGCUUUGACUUUGAUUACACUCACUCAGCCUAUAUUUUAUGAUUCUUUUAUUAGAAAUCUGAUUGUAUAGUUAGCCAUUUUCAUUCCUGUAGCCUGCAUUCCUGCAUAUUUGACAAAGAAGAUGUGGUUUGUUGACAUUGCUUGGCCUUGCGGAUUAACUGCAAUAGCUAUCCAAAUACUGUUCUUUUUCCCAGCUCCCUCCACAUGGCACCGCACUUUUAUUGGAAUUUGCUACCUCUUCUAAGGUGGAAGAAUGUUUUUAGGUGCUUUGGGAAUGGUUUUCAGAGGAGUUUGGUCUCUUAAGAAACCUGAUCUUCCUCGCUACUAAUAUGCCAAAGAUAAAUUUGCUAAAAAAGGAAUGAAUUUAGACCUAAAUAUUUAGAUUGAUGUUUUAACAUAGUGUUUUGCCAAUAUUGUGACAUUGAAUCUUCCUGCAUUUGUAAUUGGAUUAAACCCUGAUACUAACAUUCACUUCUUUGAAGUAAUUUUAAUGAUGUUAUGGUUCACUUCUCUUUAUUUGGAAAACAAAGCAGAUAUGACUAAGAAAUCAUGGUUAGUAAAAUCAACACCAUAAGACAGAACAACUAAAGUUUGUGAUGUUGGUAUGUGGUCAUGGUGUAGACAUCCUAACUAUUUCUUUGAAUGGAUGACAUGGAUAAUCUAUGUUUCUAUGAGUCUUUUCCAUAUUUGGUUUUAUGGAUUAGGUUUAAGUGUUACAAUAAAAUCAUUAAUCAGCUUACAACUUCUAUUUAUACCUGUAGUCAUGUAUAAUUGUUUAGUUUAUUGGACAGGAGCUAAACCUGCUGAGCAUUUUUCUGUUCAAAAGAGACCAGGAUAUGCUAAAUACAUAGAAACUACUCCAUGUUUCUUCCCAAGAUAGCUUCUUUCAUUGCUUGGAAUAAGCUACAAACCUAAAGUAUAAAAAAGUAGUUGA
Molecule: messenger RNA, 963 nt
Organism: Tetrahymena thermophila SB210
Lineage: Eukaryota; Ciliophora; Oligohymenophorea; Hymenostomatida; Tetrahymenidae
Product: 3-oxo-5-alpha-steroid 4-dehydrogenase
Exons: 1
Cellular component (GO): membrane
Source: RefSeq, a predicted model, not a curated record